Messenger RNA from Parnassius mnemosyne (clouded apollo), 207 nucleotides. Lineage: Eukaryota; Metazoa; Arthropoda; Insecta; Lepidoptera; Papilionidae. The record is from the annotation of a GenBank genome assembly.
AUGAUGACAGUAAAAGUGUUUGCUUUGUUUUUAACUAUAUUUGCAUUAGUAUCGCUUGCUGAAUGUCAUUGGAUUGGUGGUUGGGGAAGACCACCAGUAGUGGUAGUCGGUGGAGGAUUUGGUUUCGGUUACGGUGGUGGAUUUUAUCGUCCCCUACCUCAUCCGCCACCGCCGCCUCCAUUCUUUUAUUACCCACGAUACCGGUGA